Molecule: messenger RNA, 1622 nt
Organism: Scatophagus argus
Lineage: Eukaryota; Metazoa; Chordata; Actinopteri; Scatophagidae
Gene: zmat5
Product: zinc finger, matrin-type 5
Exons: 6
Coding region: 187-714 (175 amino acids)
Cellular component (GO): U12-type spliceosomal complex
Molecular function (GO): zinc ion binding
Source: RefSeq, a predicted model, not a curated record
GGACGCCGUACUUGAGCAACAGGAAAGGGAAACAGUCACAGUAGGAUUUUGUGUUGUGUCUUAUUUAAACCGGUUGUCUGCACACUCUGUAUUGUUUGUCAAAGAAAAUAUCACGCUGGACAACGCUGUUUCGCCAAUGAAGUUUAAAAGGUGACAUCUUGCUGGUUUGAGCACAUAUCCUACACCAUGGGGAAGAGAUACUACUGUGAUUACUGUGACAGGUCUUUUCAAGACAAUAUGCAUAACAGGAAGAAACAUCUGAAUGGUGUUCAGCAUCACAGAGCAAAGAAGGCCUGGUUUGACAAUUUUAGAGACUCUUCAGCCAUUCUGAACGAUGAGAAAACAAAGAAACCCUGCAGGAAGUUUCUCCAAAAAGGAUUUUGUGAUUUUGGCCCUAAUUGCAGGUUUUCUCACAUGUCUGAAGAGGAUCUGUUUUACUUAAAAAGACAGGUAGAAGAUGAAAGGCAGCUCAGAGAGGACUCUGUAGACAGAUUCAUGCCCGAAAGAAGUAUAGAAGAAUGGCUCUCUCGGAGGGAAAAGAAGCAGACUGCCCGCGACACAAAAGAAGAUAUUAAAACUACAGAAGACAGUCAAGAGGGCCAAGCUGAAAGUGAUGUACUGCAACAGCUCCUCUCCAUUCCUGACCUUCCACCCUCUCUUCUCCCUCCUCCUCCAGGCGGAUGGAAAGUCAAUGUGAACACAGAAUGGGGCUGAAAAUGUUCAAAUUGUAGUUCAAAUGUCUAAAUGAAUCUGUAACAUUGAAUGUGGAAGGACUGGUGCGGAAUGCCUGUGUUAUCAGCAGAUGAUGUGAGGUGUGUAUAUCAAGUAAAAGAUUUGUCAAUUUGAAUUUUUUUUAAAAUAAUUUUCAGGUGAUGGUGUCAUUAUUCUAUUGCCAAUUCUUUCAGCAAUCAACAUUUACCUCACAGUGAUCCGUUAAAGCAAAGAAGUUGUCUAUUUCCAGAUUAAAAGAACUAUUAAUUUAUUGCAUUCUACUUAAGAAUUUAAGUUUCUGUAUAACAAUGAAAAUUUAACCAUAUAAAAAGCAGUUGUAAAGGUUUGUAUUUACAUAAAACACAGUAAGAUAAAUCUGAGUUUACCAAUUUCCGUACAGGCAAUGCAAAACAACCUUCACGGUUGGCAUUUUGGCAGUGUUUUGUUGAGUGCCUUUACAGUGAGAUUCUUCUAAGGAGUUAAGCUUUGCAUCAUGCAGUAGCAAAAGGAAUGUAGGAAUUCUGAGCAGAUGGAAAUAAUUUUAUGGUUUAUAUUAAUCCUAUGUUGCCUCAUCAGGGUAAUCACUGAUCUGAUUUUAUUUCUAAUCCAUUCACUGGAAAACACCAUUUUAAUUUCUAAAUGGUGAAUAUGGCAAACUAAUGAUCUGUAUUAAAUUUCAUAAUGAGAAUUGUCAUACCUUGAAGGUUUGUUUGUGAAUUUUUAUCAGCGAGCCUCAUACUGAUCCCUUGGAUUUGUGACUUAUGUGAUCAUUUAAAAUCCUCAUUGAAGUUAUUCCUCUGAACCUGAGGUUAUGCUGAGAUGUCUAUAUUUUGAACUGUUUUUGUAUCUGUUGUAUUCCUAAUGCUGUGCUUUCAGCAGAAGCCUUAUUAAACUUUGCUGUUUUGACCAGG